AUGUCGGUGGAAAAAGAAGUGGGCAGUGAUUGUAAAAGAUGUAAGGUGGACUGCAGACUCACAGAUGCCCAGAGUAAGAGGUUACAGGGCUCUCUUCCCGCCGCCCAAGAUGCGAAAAGGAAAGAAGGCCAAGGGGAAGAAGGUGGCUCCGGCCCCUGCUGUCGUGUGAAUCCCCUAUUUGAGAAAAGGCCUAAAAAAUUUGGCAUUGGACAGGACAUCCAGCCCGAGAGACCUCACCCGCUUUGUGAAAUGGCCCCGCUAUGUCAGACCAGAGACAAAGCAAGAGAAGAAGCAGAGGCUGUUGGCCCAGGCCGAGAAGAAAGCGGCUGGCAAAGGGACGUCCCCACUAAGAGACCACCUGUCCUUCGAGCAGGAGUUAACACCGUCACCACCUUGGUGGAAAACAAGAAAGCUCAGCUGGUGGUGACUGCACACGAUGUGGAUCCCAUUGAGCUGGUUGUCUUCUUGCCUGCCCUGCGUCGUAAAAUGGGAGUCCCUUACUGCAUUAUCAAGGGGAAGGCAAGAUUGGGACGUCUAGUCCACAGGAAGACCUGCACCACUGUCGCCUUCACACAGGUUAACUCGGAAGACAAAGGUGCUUUGGCUAAGCUGGUGGAAGCUAUCCGCACCAAUUACAAUGACAGAUAUGAUGAGAUCCACCGUCACUGGGGAGGCGAUGUCCUGGGUUCCAAGUCUGUGGCUCACAUCGCCAAGCUCGAAAAGGCAAAGGAUAAAGAACUUGCCACGAAACUGGGUUAAAUGUACACUGUUUUCUGUACAUAAAAAUAAUUAAAAGAAUGCAAAUUUUCCUUCA
This is a messenger RNA of Callithrix jacchus (white-tufted-ear marmoset), 814 nucleotides long. Lineage: Eukaryota; Metazoa; Chordata; Mammalia; Primates; Cebidae. The record is from RefSeq and is a predicted model, not a curated record.